AAGCAAAAGCCUGGAAAAAGCAUUGGAGUUCUCAAAGAUCUCCAUCCAUAGAGACAUUUCCUUCUGAGUGUGGUUUUGUGAGUAUUAUGUUUGUGAAGAAAAAAAUGAAUCGUUUCCUGCGCCUGCAGCUGCUUGCGCUCGUUCUCAUUUUUUCUUCUGUGGGUGCUCAAGUAGUGCCUCAGGAUCAUGAGACCAAAGGAAAUGGGGAAGACAAGACGGUAGACGAUUGCAUUCAUUACCAGGGCUUCGGUCGACGUGGUAGGUGUGCUAGCUACGCUGCUAACCCUAAAACUGAAGAAGCCACACUAGAAACACAGGACAUUAACCAUCAACGCCCUGGGCAUCACGGUGGGCAUGGAGGUAAAAAUGGUGUUCAAACUAUCGGUGGUGGAGGACAAGGAGGGGGUCAAGUUGGUGGUGGUACUGGAUAUGGAGGAGGACAAGGGGGUGGAAAAGGUGGAGGUGGAUACGGUGGCGGUGGACAAGGAGGUGGUCAAGGAGGCAGCCACAGCGGUGGACAAGGGGGUGGUAAAGGAGCCGGUGGACAAGGGGGUGGUAAAGGGGCCGGUGGACAAGAGGGUGGACAAGGAGGUGGUCAAGGAGGCAGCCACGGCGGCGGACAAGGGGGUGGUGGUAAAGGAGGAGGCAGUGGUGGUGGACAAGGCGGUGGAAAAGGCGGUGGCGGUGGAGGAGGGGGUAGUGGAUAUGGAGGCGGUAAAGGUGGUGGUGGACAAGGAGGAAGUGGAGGUGGCCAAGGUGGUGGUAAAGGAGGUGGUGGCGGACAAGGAGGAGGAGGUGGUGGAUAUGGUGGUGGGGGUAAGGGCGGUGGAGGUCAAGGACGAGGAGGUAAAGGAGGAGGUGGCAGUGGUCACGGAGGUGGAAAAGGCGGAGGUGGAAGCGGUGGUGGUCAAGGACAAGGAGGUGGUAGCGGCCAUGGAGGUGGAAAAGGUGGAGGCGGAGGUGGCCAAGGAGGUGGAUAUGGUGGUGGUAGUGGAGACGGUCAAGGACAAGGAGGUGGUAAAGGAGGAGCUGGCAGCGGCCAUGGAGGUGGAAAAGGUGGAGGCGGAGGUGGUAGAGGCGGUGGCAGUGGUGGGCAUCAAGGUGGUAAAGGUGGUGGCAGUGGUGGCAGUGGUGGAUACGGUAGUGGCAGCAGUGGUAGCCAUGGCGGUGGUUAUUAAUUCUAGCCAUAGAAAGGAAACUGAAGUGAUCCACCAAAUCAGGGUAGCUCAGUAAAUUAAGAAUAAAAACUUUUGUCGCCCAGUGUAUGUAUGUCGAGUGUUUGAGGAAAACAUGAGUAAGCUGCGUCUGUGGGUUCUUGUAUGUAUGUAUGUUCCAUAGUCGAUAACCUUUAAUCGAGGCAUGCAUGUCUCUUUCUUUUAUAUAUAUAUUAACAUGUUUGCACCGA
This is a messenger RNA of Malus domestica (apple), 1405 nucleotides long. Its product is annotated as glycine-rich protein DOT1-like. The record is from RefSeq and is a predicted model, not a curated record. NCBI's taxonomy places the organism in Eukaryota, Viridiplantae, Streptophyta, Magnoliopsida, Rosales, Rosaceae.